UUUCCUUUUCCUUGUUUUCUUUCGAGUGGUGGUGGUGGGCGGUGCCUGUGACUGCUUCCGGGUUGCUGGAUGACCUUGAACCUUCAGGAGCGAGAUGGCGAGCGUGUGGAGGCUGAGUGUCCUCUGCGGUGCCCGAGGAGGCCGAGCUCUCUUCCUCCGAACCCCAGUGGUCAGACCUGCUCAAAUCUCGGCAUUUCUCCAGGACCAACCUACCCCAGGAUGGUGUGGAAUACAGCACAUUCACCUGUCACCCAGCCGCCAUUCUGGUUCCAAGGCUGCGUCUCUCCACUGGACUGGGGAGAGGGUUGUCAGUGUUGUGCUCCUGGGCCUACUUCCAGCUGCGUAUUUGAAUCCUUCUUCUGCGAUGGACUACUCCCUGGCUGCGGUCCUCUCUCUCCAUAGUCAUUGGGGCCUUGGACAAGUUGUUACUGACUAUGUUCAAAAGGAUGCAUUGCAGAAAGCUGCCAAGGCAGGCCUCUUGGCACUCUCGGCUUUCACCUUUGCUGGGCUUUGUUAUUUCAACUAUCACGAUGUGGGCAUCUGCAAAGCUGUUGCCAUGUUGUGGAAGCUCUGACCUUCUUGACUUACUACCUUGAAAAUUGAUUGUACACCUCUUUGCCUCUGCUCUGUCAUGCCAUUCAUCUCACAAUAAGGAGGAAAUAAGUCCACUGGUGAGAUAAAUCUCUUCUCCUAAUCACCUGGCUAGUUUUAGAAUUUAAUCUGUGAGGAAAAGGUUUGAGAGGAAUUGUAUCCAAGAAAUUGUGAGACAGAGUUCCACAUUCUGGCGAGUGAAUGGGGUCCUCCAGCUUCUCAAGACUCACAAUGUAACUGAACAUUAUAUAUGAGCUUUCGCAUUAUAAUUUACCGAACUCUUAAAGGGAAUUCAGCUUUAUUACUCUCAAUACCUAAUCAAACUGCUAUAUUUGUCCUAGGAUUUAUGGAGAAAGGAAAAACUAUUAAUUCAUAAGUAAAGACUGCAGAAACUUAUGCAGCACUUAAUGUUUGAAAACUUUCCCCCUUUGUUUACCAGUCACUGAUGGUUAUAUGUCUUUGGGAAACUUUAAAGUUAGGAAAUGCUGAUAUUUCACAUUACUAAUUUCUAAAGCCUGGGUAAAAGAGCCUGGAGAACUUCUGAAUAUAGAGAAGUUCCAUGCAGGGAAGAGGUACCCCUGUAGAGGUAUCAAAGUAUUACAUGUUCUAAACUGAAACAGACUUAACUCCUCAAAUAUGUUCAUUUUACUUGUCCCAAAAUAAUAUCCACAAAUAUAAAACUUUAAAUAAUAAAUUGUUAUUUUUCCCACUGUGAGAAUCUUUAAUGUGAAAUGUAUUCUGUGAAAAUAAAGUUUUUUUAAAAAAUAAAAUUCUGUAUAAUAAAAAUGUA
This is a messenger RNA of Myotis brandtii (Brandt's bat), 1381 nucleotides long. It is a transcript of the gene SDHD, whose product is annotated as succinate dehydrogenase complex, subunit D, integral membrane protein. Lineage: Eukaryota; Metazoa; Chordata; Mammalia; Chiroptera; Vespertilionidae. Gene Ontology annotation, molecular function: heme binding; ubiquinone binding. The coding region runs from base 95 to 574 and encodes 159 amino acids. Gene Ontology annotation, cellular component: mitochondrial envelope; membrane. The transcript has 4 exons. Gene Ontology annotation, biological process: mitochondrial electron transport, succinate to ubiquinone; tricarboxylic acid cycle. The record is from RefSeq and is a predicted model, not a curated record.